Messenger RNA from Protopterus annectens (West African lungfish), 2020 nucleotides. It is a transcript of the gene ACOT9, whose product is annotated as acyl-CoA thioesterase 9. NCBI's taxonomy places the organism in Eukaryota, Metazoa, Chordata, Ceratodontiformes, Protopteridae. The coding region runs from base 184 to 1488 and encodes 434 amino acids. Gene Ontology annotation, molecular function: fatty acyl-CoA hydrolase activity. The transcript is spliced from 15 exons. The record is from RefSeq and is a predicted model, not a curated record. Gene Ontology annotation, biological process: acyl-CoA metabolic process. Gene Ontology annotation, cellular component: mitochondrion.
CUGGUGGUGUCGUCAUUGCGUAACAGGAGUGGACUUUUACGCAAAAGUUGGAAAUGCAUGUUUUUAUAGUGUCGGUAUAUUUUAGAUGAACUUAGAUCAUUCGUAUUGUAGUAAGCGUGUCAUUUGUAUAAAUAUAGUUUUAUAUUACGGUUUCUGCAUUGCAAAUCUCAUUAUCCACCAAAUAUGUUGCUGCCUUUGAGAUUUCGUUCAGUGAGCCAUGUCUCUUCCAUGAUAUGUAGGACAUUAACUUCAGUGUCAGGUGGCCUCCAUGCAGGGGCAAACUAUGUAGACAUAUCUGAAGUGCGAAAUCAGUUAAGAAGUAUUGUGGGUGUGUCUAACAACUGGAGAGACCACCAACAGGCUAUGAAGGACAGAGAGUCACUAAGCUCCUUGCUUGCUAACCAACAAGAAAACCUUCCUGCACGACGAAUGAAGGACAGUUACAUUGAAAUUCUCCUUCCAUUAGGGAGCCAGCCUGAGAUGAGGGAAAAGUACAUCAAUGUAUAUAACAGUGUGAGGUUUGGCAGACUCCUGGAAGAUCUGGACAGUAUUGGAGUUCUUAUCUGCUAUACUCACACCAAAAAUGAAGCUCUCCAGAGGUCUCCAUUGUCAAUUGUAACUGCACUAGUUGACAAAAUUGAUAUGCGCAAGAAGGUAGUGUACCCAGACCGUGACAUAAAAUUCACUGGCAAUGUGUCUUGGGUAGGGAAGACAUCCAUGGAAGUCAAGAUGCACAUGUUUCAGGACCAUGAUGGUGUCUUCAGCCCAGUAUUAAAUGCAACAUUUGUAAUGGUGGCACGGGAUCCUGAGAAUAAAAGGCCAGCGUUCGUCAAUCCAUUAAUACCCGAGGGUCCAGAAGAAGAGGAACUGUUUAGACAAGGAGAGUUGAAUAAGACAAAAAGAGUUGAAAUAAGCACAGCAUCAUUAUUGAAAAUGGCCCCCACUGCAGAAGAAAGGAAGAUCAUACAUGAUAUAUUCUUGAACACAUUAGACACUAAAACUGUAAGUUUUCGGAGUCGAAAUUUACCACCAGAUUCAGUAUGGAUGGAAGAUGCAAAGCUCAAAGGUCUGGAAAUUUGUCAUCCACAGGAGCGCAACAUCUUCAAUAGGAUAUUUGGUGGUUUUCUGAUGAGGAAAGCCUAUGAGCUGGGAUGGGCUAAUGCCUGCACGUAUGGUGGGUCAAGACCAUAUGUAGUGGCAGUAGAUGACAUUAUGUUUCGGAAACCAGUUGAGAUUGGAUCAUUACUGUAUCUUUCAUCCCAGGUUUGCUACACAGAAAACAACUACAUGCAGGUUAGAGUGCACACUGAAGUUUUCAUUCCUGAAACAAGACAGCAUUACACCACCAAUGUUUUCCAUUUUACUUUCUACUCUGAGAAGUGUGUGCCUCAGGUGAUCCCCAAAACCUAUGGAGAAUCAAUGUUGUAUUUGGAUGGAAAACGCCAUUUUGGUAACGCUGUUAAUGGUAAUGAACUGCAUGGAUUAUGAGCCUGAGAAUAUGAACUGGGACAUUUCCUUCUGACGUGCUAUGCCAAAACAUACACAUUAUUACCACCUUGCAUCACUAAUACGUCAUUAUAUCACUGAAGAGAGAAGAGUAUGAAUCAUGGCUAGCUAACCAUAAAACCACCACAAACUUUAAAGGAUUAUGCUGUUACAGUGUGGAAUUUGCACUCCUGCUUAGCACCAACACCGGUAGUCUUGUUUGCAAAAUGUAGUCAUGACAUGUACUACAGAAAAUCAGCUUCCAAAAACCUGUCUUCCUUUGAGAUUAAGUUGCCUCUCCUUUGCGUAGAGAAAAAAAAGGACUGCUGUUUGUUUCAAAUACUCUUGUCUAGAUUAAGAAUGUAAAUCAUCUUUUAAGAGGAUGUCUUUUCUUGUGUAACCAAAUUUUGUCACGAGCAAAAAGUUUUAAACUUUGUAAAGUGUUAUUUUGCAUUUUAUUGUGACAGUAUAUUACUACCAUAUUUCUGUAUAAAAUGAUUUUAGAUGAAAGCUUAUAAAUGUAUAUUUCUUUUUC